Messenger RNA from Adelges cooleyi (spruce gall adelgid), 3567 nucleotides. RefSeq names its product aminopeptidase N-like. The record is from RefSeq and is a predicted model, not a curated record. Gene Ontology annotation, molecular function: peptide binding; zinc ion binding; metalloaminopeptidase activity. NCBI's taxonomy places the organism in Eukaryota, Metazoa, Arthropoda, Insecta, Hemiptera, Adelgidae. Gene Ontology annotation, biological process: proteolysis; peptide catabolic process. Gene Ontology annotation, cellular component: cytoplasm.
CCGAACGCCCCCCCUGGGUUAGUCAUCCAACGGUAUGCUAAUAUCAUAGAAGUAUAUGGCAUCUCCCAGAUACAACUCGAAUACCGCCGAAACGCUGAGGAUGUCGACGCUGCAAGCCCGGCACAGGGGACACAACAUCCCGGACGGCGUGACCACUUUCAACGAGAUCGAAUACGACCGGGAAGGAGGAGUGUUCCUGAACCGGACCAAACUGAUCCUGGUGUGCAUCAUCGUGUUUCUGUUGACAGCCGUGUCGGCCAUACUGGGAAGGUGGUCGGCCGAAAGAGCGCUCCGGCCGUACAUAAAUCCUGAUUCGUUGAUAAAGAAGGCCGGUGCUGACCCUGCGAUACCGUUCUUGGCCGUCGAGCCCGAGAGCUACAAGGUGUUUAUUCAUCCGCAACUGUAUGCAGAAGACGGCACGGUGCCCAAACACGACGUCGAAUACAACGGGCGGGUGGAAGAUUUUCGGCCUAGAACAGAUACGUCAGUGAUAAGCUUGCACGUGGGUCCGCUGUCGAUCGACAAAGACCCGUUAUUGAAACGCAGGGAACACAUCAACACACCGACGGAAAAAGUUUUAGAAGACAAAUACCAAUUCGUGAUCACAACCGAUGUGGACGAAACUCAGGAGACGAUGACAGUAACCGUUGGUGAACCACUCAGAAUGGGACAAUACUACAGUCUGUUCGUUACAUUCAAGGGAACCAUCGGUCGGAAUCCGAGCAACGGAGGGUUCUUUAAGGUGGUGUUUGACGACAAAGAAGCCGUCAAGAACCGAUGGUACGUGGCCACCAAGCUGGAACCGCACAAGGCCAGGAACUUGAUGCCGUGCGUGGACAAUCCCAAACACAAGGCGUACUUCGAAAUGAGCGUAGUGAGAAACAAAGACACCACGGUCAUUUUCAAUACCAAACUCAAGACUACCGAGCCGUAUGACGGAGAUCUACUCUUGGAUCAAUUUGAAAAAACCGGACUCAUCAGGCCGGACUCGCUUGGAUUGUUCAUGUCGAAUUUCAAAGCCCGCCCCGUGCCCACUACGGGCUCAGUGACGGUGAGCGCCUGGAGCCCGGAGCCUACGGACUCCAUUGAAAUCAUAACGGACGUGGUGCCCAAAACGUUGGAUUUCAUGGCAUCAUAUUUGGACACGGGCUUUCCCACCAACAAGCUAGACAUAGUUGUCGUGCCCAGCGCUUCGGUGAGCUCGGCGGAGAGCCCCGGCUUAAUCGUUCUCAAGGAUUCGGCGUUGGCCGCGGAACAAAAGUCGUCGGCAAUCGACUACCAAAAGUCUAUGGAAGCCAUUGUGGUGCACGUGAUCAGGCAAUGGCUAAUGCCGUUGCGAGGUCUCGGUCAAACCAGCAAGGAAGACAAUUGGCUGCACGAAGCGAUGGCGCAAUUUCUGAAAAUUGUCAACAUCGACCACAUCAAACCGUCUUGGGAUUUUGGCGCUAGAUAUCCGCUGGACACCAUACAGAAAGUGAUGUUCUACGACAGUUGGCUCAACGCGGAACCCUUAGCUUAUGACGACGACCGCACUGACAUCCAUCAGUACACAAGUCCUUCAAAAGGAACGGCAAUUUUGCACAUGUUAAACAACACGUUUACCGAGGACAUAUUCAAGCAAGCCCUUAAAGAAUAUCUAACCGUUGACAUGUACAGACGUUAUGAGAUAAACAGUUUUUGGACGAUCCUGGAGGAUAAAGCAAGAAACAGUUCUGUAAAUUUACCAGACAGUUCGGCCGUGCUGCAGAUUGUCAGCACUUGGACGCGAAACAAGAAUUAUCCAUUAGUCAGCUUGAACGUGGACGGAGACGAUUUAAUUGUGAAACAAUUUCGGUUUGAAUACGACGAACCCAAACCCACCAACGAUUGGAUAAUACCGAUAACGUUAACUUCCGGUGCAACAAACAGUACCCUUGUCUGGUUAGAGAACCAACCGGAAACGAGGGUUCCCGGAUACGUCUCGGCGUCAAACGGAACUUAUAUAUUAGCUAAUCUACAUCAAACAGGCUAUUUCCGUGUAAGCUAUGAUGAUAGCUUGUUGGACAAAAUCGAGGUCGAGAUCAGUAAAGAAAGUGGUGAUUUGGACGAUUACACGAUCGCCCAAGUGAUAUGUGACCUUUUCGAAGGAGCACUAGCCGGCGUUACCACCUUUAACAAUGCACUGGGAUUACUGGAUAGAGUUAUACAGAAGGCUACUCCGACCUACGGAUGCUGGGAAGCCAUUUACACAGCAUUCAACAAAAUGGAAUCUAUUCUACAUAGUACAAGGCAUCAUGGACCUCUUUCGAUAUUCAUGGAGGCAGCUGUGAAAAGAGCGUACGAAUUAUUCCAAAACAAUGCCAACGACAAGCCAUCUGAAAAAAUUGAAAAAAUGGAUACGUUAAGUAUAGCCGGCCGAAUGGAACUGAAAGAAUACGUGAAAUGGGCUAAAAACGAAUUUGAGACUUGGAAGACCAAAGCGGCUGAAUCGAAUCCUAUUGAACCGAACAACAGAGAAUCAGUGUAUUGCACUGUUAUGCAAUACGCCACCAAAACCGAUCGGCUGUUCAUGUUAGACCAGUACAAACUUUCCGAAAGCACUAUGGACAGGAAGGCUUUGGCCAAGAGUUUCUCGUGCUCACAAAAUUCGAUAUUUUUAAAUAAAAUAAUGUCGUUGGACGAUAUCAAAGAAGAAGAUUCGAUAGAAGUUUGGGAAUCGUUCGCAAACAAGCCGACGGCCGGUCCGUUAAUGUUUCAUUACUUGAGAAAUAACUGGGAGUCACUGUACAAAGAGUAUUUGGACUCGAACCGGGAACUGUUGGUGACGAUGCUACGAACGGCCGUCCGAGGAUUGAACAGUCUGGCCGACUUGGAAAACGUCAGCAGUUUUACUGAAAAAUACUUUGGCGUUAACGUAGACAACAGAGAUUUAAAACUGCUGGACAUUUUGCGGUUCGAAGAAGAAAUACUUAGGCAAAAGAUUUCGUGGAGGGAAAAAUACGAAACGGUCAUAUCCGGUUGGAUAACUCCGAGAUUGGGAAAAAGCAAAUUUUAUACACAAGACAGCGACAGUCUGAAGUAUGCCAUUCUGGACGGGAAAACGCCCGAGGCCGGCGAGGGCUCCAAAACGACCAAGCCCGAAGGUUACGUGGAACAAGUAACUAAGUUAGUCCUGAAACCUAAAAACGACAAGAAGGAUUUAAAACAACCCGAGGCCGAGGUACCCGUUGAAGGUAAACCCGGAGAAGACCAACACAAAAAAUUAGAGCCACAACCAGAUAAAAGCAAAUCAAAAGAAAAUGAAGUAACGAGUUGAAUGAGUAAAAUCAAUUCAUCUCGUUCACGUCAUGUCAACAAUGUAUAAAUGUGUCAUUAAAUUAAUUGAAUUUACACUUAGUAAAAAUUAAGGUUUUUGUAUACGCAUACACAUUUAUUUUAAUACAAUUUAUAAAACUCACAUUGAUUAAGUUAGCCGUAAUCUUUUAACUAUUAUUCUACGUGUACCUAAUAUUACUAUCAACAUAUGAUUAUUAUUUCAUAAAAUAUACUACGAUUAAUAGUUCUAGCCGAAGUAAUGUUUAACAAUAU